This is a messenger RNA of Peronospora matthiolae, 8667 nucleotides long. NCBI's taxonomy places the organism in Eukaryota, Oomycota, Peronosporomycetes, Peronosporales, Peronosporaceae. The record is from the annotation of a GenBank genome assembly.
AUGUGGACACUGCUGCUCACGCUGCUACUAGCAGCUGCCACGGCCUUUGUGGUAUACGGCGAUGUGCUGCUGACGCUGCUGCUGCGCCGGUACGUGGCUUCUAUCGUCGGUCCCAAGUUUACCGUUGCUUGGUCCCUCCUCCACGGCUCGCUGGAACUGCGUGACCUAGAGCUGGACCAGGAGAUGCUGCCCAAUCUGGAGCCAUUGGCGGGGCUUCCAUUCGGCCUCGAGCGCGUGGAAAUGCAGCAGAUGAGGCUGGCCGUGCCGCUAUGGGGAUGCUUGCUGCGGCUCGUGAGCGGCCGUCGCCCCCUGGAGUCCAGACUCAUCUUAGGCGGACUGCGUUUUUUCUUGACGCUCGAUGCGGCAGAGAAGUGGAUGUGGCGACGUGACGAGAACGCGGUUCGCUGCAAAGAGGCAGUGAAGCUAGCGGCCAAGGCGCGAGUGGCGCGUGUUAAUGCCUGGACAACCACUGUGGUGCAGAAAGUCAAAGAUCUUGAAAAUUUGCGGGAGAAAAUUCGCCAGGCGCACAAGCCGAAGACUGACAAGGGUUGGGACGAGGCGUUACCGAAGCCUGCGUUCUGGCACUUGUGGGUAGAUAAAUUGCUAGACUCGUUCGAGUUUUCGCUACAGUCAUUCUCGCUCAUGAUACGUGACGAGUACUCCGAAGCUAUUGUAGGUAUUGCGCUCGAACGGUUCGAGAUAUGCCGUAGCAGCAGUUGCGAAGAUAAACGACGCAAGCGCGCGGUCUGUUUGGUAAACUACGAAAUGUUCUUGAACCCGAAGCAAACAGGCAGUGGUGAUGUCUGCCAUCUGAUUACUCCACUCACCAUGGAGGUCGGCGUUUUCAUGCCAUUUAUUUUCCAGUCGCUCAUCUUGGGACAAAAAGACGCGGGCACACGCGCGUUUGAACUUGAAAUCUCGUUUGCUAACGGGCAGAGGUUUGGAAUCGAGCUGCGGCCUGCACAGGCUGGAUUGUUACUGAGACUGCUGAAGCCAAUCAACUAUUACUAUGACUGGCAAAUGACGGCCUCUAUUCAGGAUGAUCUGGCGUGUGUGCAGCUCACUUCGACCGAGUCCGAGGAGUACAUGUUGUUGUUUAAUCAACAGUGGAAGCUUGACAACGACAUGGGCUUCGCAGCCCGCAUGUACGAGGGAUUUAAGCAAAAAGAGGUUAUUGCCAAGCGGACUGCCCGAUUAGAUGAAUUGGAACUGAAAGUACUAGCAUCACGUCUGCUUUAUUUGCGCGCGCUGUCACUCGGAUUAGAGAUUCCGAAUGCAGGGAAGCCUCUGCCAUUCGUAAGCGAAGAAGAUGUGGAAACGGGAAAUUUACGCAGGUUCGUAGAAAAUCCGGUGAAUGCUUACGUGGAUACGGCAAAGGUACCAGAGACGCCCCCGAUGUUCCAUGUCUUCCGACUAUCAUUUGAAGUGAAAGAGAUGAAUGUGAAAAUGGUCGCGGACAAUGAAGAUGAGCUUAUGACGUUCUUCGUGCGCAAGAUGGACUUUGAAUUGUGCUGUCAGAUCAAAAAGGUCGCUGACCAGGACACAGCUGUCGAAAUUGCGCUGAAUAUAGUGCGCUUUGGGCUACUGGACAAUCGUGGCGCCUCAACUAAUGUGUUCCGCCAGAUCAUGGACCGGAACCCCGAAGCUGAAGAUAUGAUGUCGGUUGUAGUCACGCAGCGUGGGGAUGGUUAUAUGGACGUCGGAGUGACCCUCAAGCACUUCUCGUUGUUACUUGUGUUUGACCCAUUAUUGUACACAAUGCACAAGUUCCUGCCCGCGAUCAGUGAAGACGAAAAAGAGCAAAUGCGAUUCAUUGCAUGCGAGAUGGCGGACAGCAUGGAUUCCCCAGAGGAGCGAGAUGCCGCAAGACACGUCUUCGUGGAAGAUCUACCAAAACCGUACUCGCCUCUGAUCAUCGGUGGUAUGUCGCUAGGUUGUAGCGUCACAUUACAGGGCUGUGAGUUUUGCCUCAUCGGGGAUUCGAAGACCUUGAAGUCCUCUGUCUUGGCUUUCACUUCGGAUACGAAGCUUCGAAUUUUAAGCUCCGAGCGCUCCGAAGCCGUAGAGCUGGAGCUGGUUGACGUAGCAUUGACUCCGUGCACAAUCAUUUUGCGCGAUGACGGUAUUGAACUUGAUGUCGGUGACCUGCGAACCAUUCUGGAACUCGAAGGUGAUGGCGUCGACUUCUCAAUGGGGUACAGAGUUUCAGUUGGUUUGCCUCGGGAGUCAUCAGAGUCCAGAAUCGGAGCGUCUUAUGGUACAGGGAAGUCUGCAGCGAACUUGUGGAACGUUGCGAAAAAAGCUGCCGCAAAACAACAAAUCGUCGAGGUCGACCACCCCGACAUUGAAGAUGCUAGCGAGCGAUCGUUGGUCGUCCAUCGUCAGGAUCGCGUAAAAGCUGACGCACGCCGCAAGUUGACGAUGCAAAUGUCCGACUUUGGAAUGAACCUUUCUGCCAAUGACUUGGGCGUACUCCUAAGUAUUUUAGCAUCGCUUAAUGACUCUGUGCUGGAAGACAUUGAGGUAACUCAAAAGCGCAAAGAAUGCGAAGCUCGCAUGGAGGCAGCGAGGCGUAGGAUCAAAGAGGAGCGCUACACGGAACGACUUAAAGCCGAAUUUAAAUUGCGCGAUAUUGAUGGCGGGGGUUCGUUGGAUGUUGCGGAAAUUGGGGACCUGCUUCGUAGCGCGACUGACUGCGAACAUUUGACCAAGUCUGAAUUCGAUGCGACUGUGGCAGAUUUUGUCAGCAUUGUGGAUCGCGAUGGGAGUGGCGAUGUAUCUUUGGAAGAGUUUGGGAGAGCGCUAAGCCGAAACAGGAUCUUGUAUGCACGGUUGCAUCGCAGUUUGAUUGGUAUUACUGGUCAGGAAUAUGUUGACCCCGAAAUGCAGAGAAACAAAGUACCGUAUCUGGCCGGCAAUCACGCGAAUACUCUUGCCAACGCAGCAGCUCUAACUUCUUUCUGGGAGCGAUACGAGGACCAAAUUGGCGCGUCGAAGACAUCACUGAAUGGUCAAAGGCCUGUCAUUGUUCAGAAAAAAAUGGUCCGUGCGCUUAAGAAUUUCGAGUACGCCCAGGAAGCAUGGAACAGGAUCGUCGAUCCGUCAUUGGUAAAACCCGGUGAACAGAGCCGUUGGCUGCUGAGCAAAGAGAUGGAGAUGAACGGCCGAGGAGAUUUGAUCGAUCAGUUGCUGUCAAGUCUAAAGGACGACGCUCACGGUCGGGCUUCUAUCAACCCGGGUUCCGUCGGUGUACCACAAAUCUUCGUCCAGACAGUUGUUUCUACAUCAUUUGGCGGAUUUUACUUGCGCUUGAUUGAUGAAAUGCUGCCAAUGGGACUGCCAGCGAUCGAGAUAUCGUUGGAGGAAUUGGGAAUGUACGCCAACUUUUCUGUCUGGGAGGGCGAAUCGCAGAGCACUGCUACCAAUAACCUGCAAGCGCGCAAGCGGUCCACGGACAGCUUCGGAGUCGCUAAAAUAAGUUUUGACGUAUAUGGCAACUAUUAUAACACAAAGGCUCGCCAAGUCGAACCUUUUGUCGAGUUUUACCAAGGCAUCUUGGAUAUCAGAAAGGAGCCCAAAUGUCCGCUGGAAGUCAUUUAUUCGUCAGAUCGCUAUUUCCAGUUGAACGUCACGUCCGCGUUUAUGGAAGCAGUGAAUACAAACAUGACUGCGUUUUCCAAUGUUGAGCAACGCGCGGAAGCUGAGCGCCCUCACAUAAAAGAACUUGGUGGCAUUUUCUGGAUGCUGAAUGAAAGUGGCGUGAACAUUAAGUACUAUAUGGUAGCAAGGAAGCGGUCGAAGGAAAAAUUGCAGGAGGAAAUUGUGACUGCGGUAACUACUGUUUCUCCGACUGAAGCGCACGCUUGUGUGCUGCUGAAUAAUGGUGAAGCCGAAGAGUACGAGCAACAGAGUCUGAAGGAAAAGCAGCUGCGGCAAGCAUUUCGAGAUGCUGAUCAGGACGAAAGUGGUGAGUUGGACACAGAGGAAGUACGUGCCGUUCUUCGAAGCGUAUUUGAGGAGGAAGAUAAACAACGGAAGUCGUCAGGCACAAAGAAGUCAUCGGUGUACAAACGCAGUAGCAGCGUUCUAAACAAUGAUGCUGACUUCACUCGGGCCGUGGAAGACUUUAUCGCAUUGGCAGAUACAGACAAGUCUGGACAAGUUUCUUGGGAAGAGUUUAAGAUUGCGAUUUCGAAAUCGCGUGCUACUGUUGACCGUUAUGUUUCAUUGGAGAUUGAAGGAUACCGGACAAUCCACGGCGUGCCUCUGAUGUCGAUAGGGCAAACCCAAGUUUACGAGCUGACUCCUCUGUUUGAAGAUAUAGAAUCUGAGACGUCAAUCGCGGACCUGUACGACAGGGGGGUGGCUUUAUUGACUCAGAUAGAGGAGCCGACCCGUCAAGAUUUGCAGAAGGCAUAUGCCUGUAUGCAUCGCGUAAAGGAACUGAAUCCAAACUACGAAUGGAUUGAUUCUUACUACGGCGACUGUAUGCGGCAGUACCUCCCUGCAUUGGCAGCCGUCCACAUCACUGUUGAUGGGUUUUAUGGGCUACAAGUGGAGGUCUCCGGAGCCGAGUAUGUUCGCAAUGGGACUGCUAAAGAUACGGAGCUUUUGAUGUACGAUGUUCAGGGACAAAUUGCGCCCUGCAAUCCAGAACAGCACAACGGAGAGGAGCGUUUUUUCAUGCUACCUGCUUUCGGUACAAUCAGCAUUCCUUUGAAUCUGGUUGACGCCGGAACUUUUGCGAUUCGUCAAAUUGGUGAAACCGAGUGGAGUGAUACGCUGUGUUUGUCCGUCGCAGAGCAACGAAUGUACAAGAGGCUGACAAGGUUUGAGCAGCUCGAGGUCCAGAAAGCGUUGCGUGGAGAGACCACUAGCUCUGUCGCUUCUGCUAAACGCGCGAAGGAGAAGCUGGGUACAAAUGCUGCUCUCCCAAACCCGAAUGAGAUUUCACCUACCGGAAAAGAAGUUAUAUACCCUUCAUCACAAUGCAUCGAUAACCAGCCAACGGUUGUGAUCGAGAGACUAUCCGCAAAUGAUGUAAAGCUAGGUACAUGGUCGUUGACCAUUCAGCCGCAGUUGGUGCUUCACAACGUUCUUCCAUGCGGCGUCGAAUAUAUGAUUGUUCAGCCUGACGAUUGUCCGCCCAGUACACUCACCAGCAAGGGGGAGUUUCGUGUCGUAGACAAUACCGGAAAGGACAAGAAGUCUCGAGCUGUGAAAACACUGGGUCAGAUCGACUAUUUUAGUUACGUCAACGAUGUAAACAGCCGGAAGAUGUACGUGGAAAGCGGCAAGUCGAUCCAAGUAUUCGGUCUGAACUUGGGCAAAUCAGCCUUGAUGGUGAUGCGUCUUUGCGCAAGUGAGAUUAACCGGGCUCCAACAUGGAGUGCGCCAUUCCUGGUCCACCUUGAAGCGUCUCGCAAGUUGUUCAAUAAAGACGUGUUCGAGUUGAUAUUUGAUGACGGCCCGAGCUUCAUUUUCCAGCCUCAGUGGGAAGAAAAUGGUGCUCGAACAGUAUUCUUUUACUCGCCGUACUGGAUACAAAAUCGAAGUGGGUUGGACCUACGUUUGAAGUUGUCUCGUGGUCGAGUCUGUACUAUUGAAGAGCAUCGCGCUUUCUUUCCUGGUGCUAAGGACAUCCCUUUACUCGUCGCUGCUCCAGCGGAAAAGGCUUUAGUUUGUUUCCAUCCAUUCCAAGAGACGCCACGCAUCUAUGAGGGCGAGUCGCUUGUGUCUGGAACUACGAAGAAGUAUUUGCCGAAUUUUAGCAAGCUGGGGUGGUCAGAGACUGAAGAUCUGGCGGCUGUAAGUAAGAAAGGAGAACUGCGUGCAAGUGGAUCGGGAAACUACUCAUUUGUGCUUGCAUUUGAAGUCCGCGCCGCUCCAGCUCAAUUUUUUCGGUCGAAGAUUUUCGUGAUUUCGCCACGAUUUGUGUUUUUGAAUCACGUGUCGCGCCCAUUGCAGAUAUCUCCAAUUUUGCUUGACAAAAAGGGCAACUGUAAGAGAUACCAUUCUGACCAAAGUAAUUGUACCUUGAAAGAAGGUGAAGCCGUUGUGGUGUAUCGCGUGAAGGGACCUGAGAAGUACGUGGUAAGCUUGCGUGUUCGUGAUAUGCCCACAGAUAGCCAAGGCGUGGGCGAGUGGGGUGCGAGCAUGCCAUUGUUCAAGCUUGCGUCAAAACUGAGUGACCCGAAUGUGACAUUCAACAUGUCGGACGAAGCUGCAUUUUGGACGCGUGGUAGCUUGGGCGAUGGACCUGUGUGUAGUAUGAAAGUUCACGAGGUGGCUGAGACAAUCUUUGCAACAAUAAGCGAUAUAUCGGCCAAACCGAACUAUCGUGUUGAGAAUCGCUCAACGCGUUACUCGUUCCGGUACGUGCAGCAUGGCGUAAAGACCGCUGAAGAGAUCGUUUUAGGCCCUUUGGAAAGCCAUUCGUUCGCGUGGGAGGAUCCAAAGGCAGAUUCGAAGUUGCGAAUUACGGCAACGCACUGGAAGGUGCCGGCGGUGGUUGACUUUAUCCAAAUUGGUGAGAUAAGAAGCGCGCCACAGGGUCUACACGGUGAGGUGUACAUUGACGGAUCUACACGGGUGCUUUCCAUGGGAGAUACCAAAACGUUUUAUGAUGUCCGACAGCGUGCAACCGUAAGCGACUGGCUUAGUAAUAUGGUGAUUGAUGUUUCGAUGCACGGAGUUGGAAUUACAUUGGUGGACGAGCAACCGCAGGAGAUAUUGAAUAUCACCAUGGAAACCAUUCGGUUCGACUCAAAGGCAAGGUCUCGUCGCGUUUCUCUGAUGGUUCACCACGUUCAAUUCGAUGACAUGACGCCACAUUCCGCAUACCCCGUUGUAUUCGCUCCCUUGGACAGUGGUUUCAACAGCGACAAGCGUGAGGGGUGGCUUCCGGGCGACAGCGAAAUACCAUUCUUUACGCUGAGUUGCGAAACACUUCCGCAGAGUGGUAUUAUUGUUGUCAACGACUUCGAUUUGCAGCUUGAGUCAAUAGCGGUCAAACUGAACUUGGAAUACUUGCUCGGGCUGAGCAACCUUCUUUUCCAGUUCAUACCGGGAAGCGACGAAGCUUCGAUUCUACAGCAAGGCGUUGAAGCCAAGAAUGAAAUGCUUGUGCUGAAUAUCCCGUUUCCCAGUGGUUCCGUUUCCGCUGGUAUGCUACUCUAUUUCAAGCGUUGGCACAUGAGCAAGUACGAAUUUGAUAUGGUGUUUGAUUCGUUGCAAGAAGACAAAGGCGAAGGCAUUUCUGCAGUGCUGGGCAAUACCAUGGGAAGUAUUGUCGGAGGAAUCGCGCAUGUGACACCUGUCUUUCACUUCGACGAAAUCAUCUACCACAACCGCUUUUUCUACGAGUACGAUCUGAUUUACGAUGUCGUUCUGAAAAUUGUGUACUCGGUCAUUGGUCAGUGGUAUCGAAUCGUCGGUAGUGUAGAGAUGUUAGGUGAUCCGGUUGGCCUUGCCACAGACAUUGUGGAUGGAUUCGCGCUUGCUGCACGCCAAUUAAAGCGCGAUGUGAGGGGUAAAAGCCGUCGGAAGGGUGAAAGUGCUAUAACUGUCGUGCAAACUGUGUUUGGCGUGCCUCUGCGAUCCAUCGGAAAGGUCUCAAACGGGCUCGGUGACGUAGUGAAGAAGGUCACAUAUUUCGAGAGUCAGGAGGACUCGGAUGAACCCCGGCAUAUCCCUGAUGGAUUUGUGCAGAGUGGCAAGGUUUUCGGAAAAAGCAUUGCGUACGGUGUGACAGGCUUUGUCAAGGAGCCCGUUCGUGGUGCUAAAAGCGGAGGUGUAAAGGGUUUUGCGAAAGGUGUUGGUCGCGGAACGUUGCAACUCGUUGCGUGUCCUGUUGUCGGUACGCUCGGAGUUGUCGAAAAGAUGUCGCAGUCAGUGAGCAACACCACGCACCUGAUGGAUGAAAAACACUUCGAGGGCACUCGCCGACCCGCGAGAAAUCUCAUGACGGGAUCGCUAAAGCAACUUUCCGACUCUAACGUGAUCACGGAGGUUGAGGUGCAUUGUUUAUACGUUGACGGGUUGCCUGACACCGUGAAUCCGAAGGCUGUGGUCCGCGUAUAUUCUCAGACCGAUGGCUAUCCUGCAAAGGAACUUGGUGAGUACAAAUCAUCGACUGCGCGACACACAGGCACACCUAAGUUCGACCAGUCGUGGCUGAUUGCUGUAUCGUCGCUUGACACGUUCAUCGAGAUCAACGUUUACCACAAGCGGAAACCGCUUCCAAAAAAGCGUCUUGGCUUCGUUCGGUUCUCCAUGGAGGACAUCUACCGUGACUUUGAGGCUGUUCCUGCGAAAUUGUUGGCAGAUACGAACGCAAAAAUGCAGCUCAAGCGCCGGAAACGCGUCCGUGGCAGUAUCAUUAGCAAGUUGGCGUCGGCAAGCGAGCGCCCGGUGGAAAUUCGUGACGAUUCGUGGCGCCACCGGAUCAAUCAUCCGCCCAAGUCGGGUAGCAGUAUUUUUUCAGAAGACGAAAAUGACGGCUUUGCAAACUACGACCAGGAGGUGAGCAUCCUGAGCUCCAGCUCGAUUUGCCUCGAUGGGUCGUUUCCGCCCUCACCGGUCGGUAUUCCGCUGCAGGGGUGCGAGUCGGGGGCGAAGAUUUACCUGAGCAUCCGAUACGUGAAUGAUAUGCGGCGGUAUGCAUAA